Molecule: messenger RNA, 616 nt
Organism: Chlamydomonas reinhardtii
Lineage: Eukaryota; Viridiplantae; Chlorophyta; Chlorophyceae; Chlamydomonadales; Chlamydomonadaceae
Exons: 2
Coding region: 166-516 (116 amino acids)
Source: RefSeq, a predicted model, not a curated record
GUAAAUACAAGUAGCUGCUCUCUGGAGGCCAAGCAGGCACAGAACCCGAACUCGCGUGCAAUUAGCUGCAAGCUUGGCACGCUGGCCGCGAGCGCUCUGAUCGGCUUGGCGCGGGCACUGCACCACCAAAUUCCUGUUUUGCAUUAUAGGCUAGUGGCAGCGGGAAUGCACACCACAGCCCAGCGCGCGGGCAUCGCCAGCUGCUCCACCACCACCAGCAUUUCGCCGCUGCUGUACGCGAUGAACCCGAUGCUGGCGCCCGUCCCCUUCACGGCCGUCUCUCACAAAGCUGCUGCGGCCGGUCGCGUCGCGGCUGCUCGCGGCCUGUUGGCGUCAGCCUCGCACUCGUCAGCGUCGACGUCGAUGGCCACCCCGGCCGCGCCGCUGCCGCGCCGCUCCCUCGGCACCCCCUUUGGAGCCUCCGCCUCCGCCGCUGCGGCCCGCGGCGUCGCCUGCCGUGGCGCGGCCACUGCCGCGGCGCCCGCCGCGCCGUCACCGGCCGCUGGCGCAGACUGAUAGUGCGCGGGUGUGUGGGUGUGUGUGUUUCGAAUGCUGCGGUGGGGGCCGUGGCGGGGCGGGGCAGGUCGCGGCUUCCAUGGCGGUUGCAAUUCCGGUG